UCGAUUUAUGAUUCCAUCAAAACACAAACGUUUGUGGCUGAAAAUCUAAAGACUAAAGCAAUCAAUAGUAUGAUCAGACAAGCGAUUCCAGAAUCAAUGUUCUCGGAAAUAUCAAAAUUGAGAAAG
This is a messenger RNA of Dentiscutata erythropus, 126 nucleotides long. The record is from the annotation of a GenBank genome assembly. NCBI's taxonomy places the organism in Eukaryota, Fungi, Glomeromycota, Glomeromycetes, Diversisporales, Gigasporaceae.